AUGACCACUGUCAUUGAGAAAUGCCACAUUGAGGGAUUUUCAAACUUCAAAACCCGAAACUUGGGAAGCGAAUUGAUAUUCUUAGACGAUGAUAAAUCAUUCAGAUUCAAAUUGAAAACAUUACAGCUACUUUGCGGCAAUGUCAAGGACUCCAAGUUUGUAAGAAAUUCUAAAGAACCAAGUGUAUUCCGCCCCGUAACCGUCAAACUCUUUAAAUCUUCCAAAGUUCAUUAUUGA
Saccharomycopsis crataegensis is the source of this 237-nucleotide messenger RNA. RefSeq lists its product as uncharacterized. Bases 1 to 237 code for a protein of 78 amino acids. Lineage: Eukaryota; Fungi; Ascomycota; Saccharomycetes; Ascoideales; Saccharomycopsidaceae. The transcript has 2 exons. The record is from RefSeq and is a predicted model, not a curated record.